Molecule: messenger RNA, 793 nt
Organism: Halichondria panicea
Lineage: Eukaryota; Metazoa; Porifera; Demospongiae; Suberitida; Halichondriidae
Product: THO complex subunit 7 homolog
Exons: 4
Coding region: 100-672 (190 amino acids)
Biological process (GO): mRNA processing
Cellular component (GO): THO complex part of transcription export complex
Source: RefSeq, a predicted model, not a curated record
AAUAUACACGAUCAUAUCCAUUUCACACACGUGGACUUAGAUACAAAACUAGUUGGAACAAAAGGACUUCUGUAGAUUAAUGCUACGCUCAGUUCCAGUAUGAGUGAGGAAGAGAUGGUGAUGCACAAGCGGCUAACAUUAGAGGGAGAGGGUGGCUCUGAUGACAAGAGAAUCAUGUCCUUAGUCAAGACAUUUGUCAGAUGGACCACUGGUUCCCUCAGUGACGAUGACCAAGAAGCGACCUAUCAGAAGAUGCUUUUCACACUAGGCCUGUGUGAGUUUACGAUUUCUAAAACGGAUUAUAUGAUGGAAAUGAACCGGAAAGAAAUGGAUCGCUACGAACGCGUAUAUAGUGAAAUAGAGAGUAAUAUUGAAGCAGCUCAACAGCAAAUCUCGGACUACAAGGUGGAGUUACAGCAAGCUCAGAUCAUUCGCAAUCAUAGACAAGAGUACAACGCACUGGCAAAGGUGAUUCAAAAAUAUCCUCCACGGCAAAUCUCUAAAGACAAAAUCUCUGAUCUUGAGCAAUCCCUGUCUGACUUGGUCGUCAAGAAGGAGCAGCUAUCAAACGUACUUGAUCUACGAAAGAAGCAAUUCCAUCUACUCGUACAAUGUGUGCAUCAGCUCCAAGAUGAGUUACAAAGUGACGAUGUUGCUAUGGAAACUGAAUAACUAUGUACAUAUAAAGGCGGUCUUUUAUUAUCUCAAUUGCUGUAUUACACUUAAAAUUAUAUUAUACUCAUAUGCAAGACAUGCCAUUUAUUACAAUUUAUAAUAGUUUGAGCAUUAUUGA